AUGGGCUGGGGUGGCAGCGGGCUGUCGGCUGCCCCUCUGCAGUCCGGGCGUGCCCAGGAUGGAGGGCGGGCCGGCUGCAGGCCUCAGCACUCACCUCUGCUGCAGUGGGAAUACAUUAAGUCAAACCAUAAUGCUUUUCUGAAGACAGAAGCCAGUACUACAUCUGCUCUGAUGCUAGAGUAUCAGCAAGUGAACGGUGAAGAUUUUUCUACCAGAAGUUUUGACACGCUAGAAAAUGUUGGCAUGACCUCUGCUGAGAGAGGAAAGUUCUCACCAGUUUUUAAUGCUCAGAGUAAUGAAACCUCAGUUGAAAAGCACUCUCUGCAAAGAUGCCUCUCACUAACUCAUGCUGACCAAGAAGACACAGCAUCAGUUUCAGGAAUCUCUGAACUUCUUAAGGUUACUGAAGAACCUGAAGCACAGAUUUUAAAAUAUGAUCUAGAGAUACCACCUCAAGCCAAAAUCACAUCAAUACCACUUUCUUCUUUCCCACCUAAAAUGCAGCAACUAAUGUCAGCUGGAGCUAAAAAUGUCUCUGAAGUAAGGCAAGCUACAGAAAUACCAAUUGUAACUUAUGUAUGGCCAGUAAUAAAGACAGAAGAGGCUUCCAGCCCCUUUUGGGACAAUUUUCCAAAGUCUUUAAUCCCAACCAGCCCAAACUUAACAAGACACUGUUCUAGUCCUGAUGUAGUAAUUGAAGAUGUGAAAUGUUCCCAGAUAACCCCAGUGAAACAGCUUGCACAAGAAGAGCUAGACAGAAAGACAGCAAGAUCAUAUCCUCUUAUUGUAAAGUCAUCUAACAAUGUUGUUUCAGGAAUUUUAAAAUCACUGACCAAUAGCACAAAUAAGGAUUAUAAGAACAUAUUACCAGUUUCAUCCAUCAUUAGUCCUAUUGGAGAGCAACUGGAAAUUCCUCUCUUUAAGGGAAAUGCUGUAGUGAUCUAUAAUGGGCAAGUCUACCUUCUGUAUGUAAUGAGGCAUGAAGCUCUGUCACCAGAAAUGGAAAUAUAUGGGCAUCAUACGUUGCUUAGGAAGGCCACAGUUUGGCUCAUUACAUGUAGUGCUAUCCAUGAUGUAACAACCAAAGUUCCACGUCCACUGCUGUCAAGACAGUAUGAUGUAAAACAGAACAUAAAAUGUCUCAAAACGCUUGCUACCCUCACACACCGAGAUAAAACUUCAAAUUUCCUCAACAAGACUGCGUUCCCAUCCAAAGAAGGCUUGCAAAAAAGAAAUGAGAAGGAAGCACGACGGGAAGAAGGCAAUGAACUAAGAAGGAAAUUUGGUAUUGUUAAAGAUGUGAGAGUCCAUCUCAACAGGAUGAUUCUCCCUGAACUGAUAGAGGAUUCUGGCAAAGCUUCUGUGCUUAAAUGGAAGGAAACUCUGCCACUUGAACCAGUUUUGCCAAAGAGAAGAAAAGUAACUAGAGCAAUGGGAGUAAUCAAAGGAGAGGAAGUGCAUUCAAACCAGAGAUGCAGCACUGCAGAGACCAUGAAGAAGUUCCUCAACAAGACUGCGUUCCCAUCCAAAGAAGGCUUGCAAAAAAGAAAUGAGAAGGAAGCACGACGGGAAGAAGGCAAUGAACUAAGAAGGAAAUUUGGUAUUGUUAAAGAUGUGAGAGUCCAUCUCAACAGGAUGAUUCUCCCUGAACUGAUAGAGGAUUCUGGCAAAGCUUCUGUGCUUAAAUGGAAGGUAACCACCAGGACAAAGAAAUGGGGAAAAGUGCGAAAGAGUCUGAUCACAGCCCUCUUGGAGCUGUUUGGUUUGAAGGAAAAAUCACAGCCUGCAAGCAGAGCCAGUUUUAAAGAUGAACACCUCUGGCUAGCGAGCCCAAGAGACUAUGAGUCUUUUAGCACUAAGGAACUGAGCAAACCUGCGUGUUAUUGGGCAAAGGAAAUUCAUCUCAAAGAGACCAAGAGCGGAACUCAAGCCCACUCCUAUGAGGCUGAGCUCUUUGGAGAGUAUUCACAGUACCUACUUCAGGCGUCGCACUGUUCAGCUAGCUUGGCAGGACAGACUAACAAGCUUCAGUCCAGCUUCAGGCUGGAAGCCCUGCCUCCUGAGCUCUGGCAGAUAAAGCUUUGGCAAUUUAAAACGUCGCUGCCCCCACCCUACCGAUGUGCUGGAUGUUACUGCCCUGGUGGCAGGAGUGGCAGGCGUGGACGGGCGCUGAAGCCUUGCCUGCUCUUGGCCACUGUACUGCGCAUUAACCAAGCAGGGGAUCUGCUCCCGGGCGCUGGCACAAGCUGCGCCUGCUGGGGAGGCAGCCUCCAGCUAUGA
Molecule: messenger RNA, 2280 nt
Organism: Aptenodytes forsteri (emperor penguin)
Lineage: Eukaryota; Metazoa; Chordata; Aves; Sphenisciformes; Spheniscidae
Biological process (GO): regulation of DNA-templated transcription
Molecular function (GO): nuclear retinoic acid receptor binding
Source: RefSeq, a predicted model, not a curated record